CUGCCGCGUAGGUACGAGCGGGGCACUGUGGCGCUGGCGGACCAUGCCCCGGGACUCCCCGUCGCUGUGGGAGCUGGUGGAGGAGCACGUUCCGCUCCCGGAGCGGCCCGAAGUGAAGAGGAUUCUGGGGGAGGCGGCGGUGGACCUGAGCCUGGAGCUGUGGGCGGAGGUGGCGAUGUUACGGGCACUGCUCCAAGAGUCUCGAUCCUCCCAAGCCCUCAGUUCACACCCCAUCUCUGACCCCUCCUCUCUUCUGGCACCGUCGCCCCCCCUAAGGGACCUCGUGCGCCAGGAACUCCGGCAGCUGCUCCAGGGUCUCCGCCACAAGGCCAUCUGUGAGGGCAGGGACCAGGCCCAGGCUUGGGUCCAGUAUAGCCCCAGGGUCCUGCGCUUUGCCUUGGAGGAGCCCAGGUGUGAUUUGCCAGAACGAGAGAUAGUCCAGAUGAGAGCUGGUGAACCCAGCAGCAGUCACAGGGACCUCAGCGCUUUCAAGGACCAACUGAACGUGUCCAACAUUGAUCAGGUUGCCAGACACCUGAGGGGCCUCCUGGAAGAGGAGUGUCGCACCUUGGAGAGGGAGAUCCCCAUCCUGCAGCGCUGCCUGGAAGAGGAGUCCUUGCGGGCUUGCCACCCCUCUGAGGCAACCCUGGAGCCCACCCUGGCAGAGCUAAAGGAGCAGAGGAGUGCCAUGGAACAGGAGCUGCAGGCAUCUCUGGGGCCUUCUUGUUUCUCUUCCGACCACAGGCAGUGGCCCUUGGGGUCCUCCACUCAGGGCCUCAGACCCCUUCCUUGCCUCCGUGGGGCUGCUGGAGUUUGGGCUGCACCUCUCCAAUGCCACCUGCCUGCACCUCCUUUGGAGCGCUGUCCCCGACCUGGAGGCCAGGCCGCCAGCUGCCGCUGGGGACGGCAGCUUCAGUGCAGACCCAGGGAAGGGCCAAGUUCCACCCCAGUGUCCAGUGUGGUGCCCCAGGCGCCAACCUGAAGGGCAGGUCACAAAGUAGGCUUCUGUUCCUGCUGGAAUGCACCCUAUCUGCUGCUGCCUCUCGGCUGCCAUGGCCCAGCCAGCUUCAGCUGGAGUCUUGGAUGAGCUCUUGCCAGGACCCCAAGGCUGUCCGUCUGUCUGGCCUUUGCCCCACUCCCUUGCCAGAUCCCUGUAUCUGGGGCUGUGCGGCUGGGCAUCUGUCCCAAUGCUCAAAGCCUUUGGCCUUUCUCCUGCAGACAGAGGUCCCAUCCCAGCCCUGACUCUCAUUCCCUGGGGGACCCAGACAAAGCACAGCAGCAGCUCAGAGACAGGAAUAGAAAUUUCAUUAAAAUCUAUGGACUUUAAAA
Molecule: messenger RNA, 1329 nt
Organism: Propithecus coquereli (Coquerel's sifaka)
Lineage: Eukaryota; Metazoa; Chordata; Mammalia; Primates; Indriidae
Gene: CCDC24
Product: coiled-coil domain containing 24
Exons: 8
Coding region: 44-982 (312 amino acids)
Source: RefSeq, a predicted model, not a curated record